AGUCUUUUCACAUUACGAUUGAUGAUGGCAUCUUGGCCAUUUCUUAUCAGGAUCUUACUUAUUUCGACAACAAGACCUCUGUGUCUAUUCAUGCGAGCCAUAUCGACUAAGACAUCACUUCUGUGUCAUCAUAUCUCCGAUGCUACCCCCGCUCCAAGAUCAACAUUCCCCAACCCGAGAGAUCGGAGAGGAAGAGGCUAAAGCGGGCCACGUAACAUCAGACCAGGCCCGAGACCCAGAUCGUGGAGACCAAGAAGAACAGGGGCUAGCAGAUAGACCGCCGUCGACAUCACCAACACGAGCUUCAAGUCGCAUCGAACCCGACAUCUUUGACAACGAUGACCUCGACGAUGAGCUCUACCCAGAAUCAACAAACACGAGCUAUUUAACGUCAAUUGCGUCAGAUAUCCGACGCGGCAUUCAAGAAAACGGACGAACUUAUGGCGUUUAUGGCCUGCACAAAGCUUGGAUCCCUAGUGAUGAUCUCGAGGUUGAGCGCAAUGAUCUCCAGCACUGCAAAUUCACGAUGCUCAUGGGCAACGAGCUUCACCUGGCCCCUAUUGUCGACCAUCCGCAAAAGAUCCUUGAUCUUGGUACUGGAUCAGGUAUUUGGGCGAUCGACAUGGCCGAACAAUACCCAUCAGCUAAAGUUAUUGGCGUCGACACAACUCCGGUUCAGCCUAACGUGAUACCGCCCAACUUAGUUUUCGAGAUUGACGAUGUUGAAGAUGACUGGCUCUGGGGCGAAGGAACUUUCGAUCUCAUCCAUGGCCGAGAGCUGAUCAUGGCCAUUCGCAACUGGCCUCGUCUGAUGGAGCAAGCUUUCAACCAUCUCAAACCCGGCGCUUACUUCCAGCUCUCGGGUUCAGUUCCCGACUUCAAAUCCGACGACGGCACACUGCCCCAUGAUUCCGCUUACAUCGAGAUGGGCAAGAUCUACUUUGAGAUGUCGCAGCGCAUUGGUUGUUCAGGCUGGGAACCGACUCGUUGGAAGGAAUACUUUGAAAAUUUCGGCUUCGAAGAUGUUGUCGAACGCGUCCUCAAGAUACCUACGAAUCCUUGGCCCAAGGACAAGCAUCUGAAGGAGAUUGGAGCGUUUGAGCUUUCGCAUUUUCGAGAUACCAUUGGAAACGUGUUUGCUCGUGGGUAUGAGCAAAUCCUCAACGGUGAUCCGAAUUACUUCCAAGUACUACUGGCCAAGGCUCGAAAGGAGGUACUAAAUCCAAACAUGCACAGUUGGGUUCCAUUCUACGUUGUAUACGGCCGGAAACCAAGGAGUUCAACUACAGAUCAGCCACUACAUCAAAAGUCCGUAUCUCCCGACACUUAAAUGACUAGCUGGGAGGACUGGGUUAAAUUGAGCCAAAGCAGAGCAAGGGGCGGACAACAGGACUUGUAACAAUAGCGCAGCGAUAUAGUCCAUGGCUUAACGAAUGAUUCCCAGCCUACAAAUUUCUAUUUCUGAAUACUUAUCCUGUCUGGCCUGUAUGCAUGAUGCAGUCUUCAAGAUCGAGCAUCUGAGGCUUUCGUAUAGUCUCAAG
Messenger RNA from Fusarium oxysporum Fo47, 1541 nucleotides. RefSeq names its product S-adenosyl-L-methionine-dependent methyltransferase. The transcript is spliced from 4 exons. Lineage: Eukaryota; Fungi; Ascomycota; Sordariomycetes; Hypocreales; Nectriaceae. Bases 140 to 1330 code for a protein of 396 amino acids. The record is from RefSeq and is a predicted model, not a curated record. Gene Ontology annotation, molecular function: methyltransferase activity.